AUGGCCUCCGCAAUGGAUAAUGAGUCGACUAGAAGGAAGCCAUCUAUCCCAAAAGAGCGGUGGAACAAAUUCAAGCCUGAAAGUAUUGAAUUAUACUGGGAUCGUGACCUCACUUUACAGGUUGUUGCAAACCAUAUGAGAACCCAGCAUGGCUUUGAUGCAGAGCAGCAUAUGUACAAGAAACGUCUGGACGAAUGGGGAAUUCGAAAGAACUAUACGGCAAAACAGAAACUACAGCUCCAUGCCUGUAUCCAGCAACAAGAUGGCGAAACAGACGACAUCCUAGUGAACGGAAAGCCGUUAGGCUCCAGCGUCCGAUUCAAUGGCAUGGUCGCCGAUUGA
Molecule: messenger RNA, 342 nt
Organism: Cladophialophora psammophila CBS 110553
Lineage: Eukaryota; Fungi; Ascomycota; Eurotiomycetes; Chaetothyriales; Herpotrichiellaceae
Exons: 1
Coding region: 1-342 (113 amino acids)
Source: RefSeq, a predicted model, not a curated record